Messenger RNA from Chaetomium strumarium, 3864 nucleotides. RefSeq lists its product as uncharacterized. Lineage: Eukaryota; Fungi; Ascomycota; Sordariomycetes; Sordariales; Chaetomiaceae. The transcript has 7 exons. Bases 457 to 3660 code for a protein of 1067 amino acids. Gene Ontology annotation, molecular function: DNA binding. The record is from RefSeq and is a predicted model, not a curated record.
CCACGCGGCCGGAAAUCCCCCUUGCUCCUUCCCAAAGCAACACCGGGACAGGACAGCGCUAAACCCGAAUCGGUGACCGGGAGGCAGCCGCUCAGCCCUUCUCGGCGGGUGCCACCCGGAAAGCAUUCUGAAGAUGGAACCUGCCACGGACAGACACGGGCCAAGGAAGAGGGAAAUCCCCUGGGCGCGGCAAAGAAAGUCUGACAGCACACUUUCUCUCCUUCCCAAGCAUUGACGGUCGCAUUCGAGAUUGGAGGAAAGAGCAAUGAGCCGACCGACGCAGCACGGAUAGAAUCUCGAAACCCUACCAAUCGCCGAGCAAGCGAGUUAACGUUACCGAGUUCCACUCCGUAUGUCCGACGCCGUCCCGAGACCCUCUCCGGCGUACUAAGGGUACCGGGCCUGAGAUCGUGGACUCUUCUUAAGACGUUGGGGCCUUGGGCCUUUCCACGCACCAUGGAAGAGUCUCCAUCCUUCAUGACUCUCCGGACGAGGCGCCCAGCGAAUGACGAGAGCAGCAUGAGCUUAAGCAGCGCCGAUUCUGCCUACGGUUCUGGCACCGAGGGCUCUCCUUUGGCCACACACGACAUCAGCCGGGUGAGCUAUCAUGUCAAGCACAUCGAGAGCUUCGCCCAGGCUCUUCAGGAUUCGGCAAGCAGGGCAUUCCCGAACCGCGGCCGCGCAACCCAGAGGUACUCCAAAGUGCAUGCGCUCAUGCUGCACUGGAAAUCCGAUGACUUGUUUGUGUUGCCCGAGCUUGAGGACCUAGAGAAGUGCUUGCGCGAGCACUACAACUACGAAACCGACAUCUUCUCCAUCCCCUCCGAGAACUCCCAUCUGGAGCUGAUGCUCAAGAUUGGUGAUAUGGUCAAGCAGCAUGAGUCUGAUGACACGCUCUUUGUGGUCUACUACGGCGGUCAUGCCCGGAUAGACGAGUCACGGCAGAGCACGUGGUGUGCCAACCGGCGUCCCGGGUCACCGUGGCUCCAAUGGUCAGCAAUCCAGACACUCCUCGAGAGAUCCAUCUCAGACGUCUUGAUCCUCCUGGACUGCUGCGCUGGAGCCGCAAGCGCCACCUUCCCUACAGGUCAGAGCAUCACCGAAACUAUUUCCGCCUCUAGCUGGGAUGCCAUUGCCCCCGAUCCGGGCAGGUAUUCAUUCACAAAUGCGCUCAUCGAAGUGCUUGAAGAAUGGCGCCAACGCACAUUUUCGGCCGCUAUGCUGCACGCCGAGAUUCUUGCCCGCCUGAAGCACCCUCGGCCCAUCCUGAUCAACGGGAAGCGCUUCGAGGCCCGGUCCACUCCAGUGCACUUCAUGAUGACGUCGAACCACAAGGCACCAAGCAUCGAGAUAUGCCGACUAGUCCCCCGCAGCCAAUUGCCGCCUUCACCCCCGGAGGAGCUCGCCUACUGGAACCGCCCAUCUCUCCCGAGGAUGAUUGAAGGGAGGAAUCCGGUCGAGCAAUACCCCUCCGUUCCCGACUAUCGGAUUCCCACCACGUCCGAACCGAACGAGGACGAACCCCAUGUUCUAAUUUCGUUAGCGCUUGAGGACGACCAGCGGUUGGAUCUGAAUGACUGGGAGACGUGGCUUGCCGCCUUUCCUGCAAUCGCAAAAUACGUCAAGGUUCAAGGCGUUUUUAAGAGUCAUUCCACACUCCUCUUGCUGUCGCUCCCCAUAAUGGUCUGGGAUUUCCUCCCUGAUGAUCCCGCAUGCUCUUUUGUGGCUUUCAUCCGGUCAAACAACCUCCUCCAAGCUCAGAAGUCCAACCCGGAAGCAGUGGACUCGCGCGUCCCUGUUGCCAGCGAAGGUCCGGUUUCAACUUCAGCGCGCGACGAUGCGGAAUCCUGCCUGUCCGGAACUACGUAUCAGCCAACGGAGAGUCUGAACAUUGUGAGACGCGGGACGGCCGGCUCCGGCGUCAAUCGAACUUCUUCGACUGUUUCUGCCCCUUACCGAGACCCGGCAGCAGACUUCAGGCCGUCUCCACAAGUUGAGAGAGCCUCGCGCGAGAGGUCCUCGCAGCCAUCAGUGGGAUCGCGGCUAAGGCUUCAAUCCUCAAUGGCCAGUCUUGAGGGGUCUUUGAGAAACGUGCCCUCUACAACUUCGCUAAGCACGCUCGAACGUCGCCAACUUGGCCCACUGUCUCUGUCAGGGGGUAUCGGCAAUGAUUUUGCAUCUCCCACUGAAGGAAUAUCAAGGAGGAUGAUUCUCAAUCGAUCCCGCACCUCGAAGAAGUCCGUCUUUUUAUCAGGCCAGGACGUCCCACGGGGCCAGGAGAUGGCUCCACAUGUCAUUCGGCGCCUGGAAGAUUACUUCCACAAGGAUUCGGAUCCAAGCGUUGCUGUAGUUGAGCAUCUUGCUUCGAACCUUGGCGUCGAGACAUCAGACAUCCAUGUCUGGUUUCACCAUCGUCGAGAGCAAGAGCGGAUGACAUUCAACCUGCGGAACCUCAGGAUAGAAAGCCACCAACCCCCGGCCGAGCGUGGGACUCGCAUGAUUCUUCCGGGGCAUCUGAACAGACUACUCGAGAUAUAUCCGUCCAAGGGCAUCCUCCUCGUCGACCUGCGGUCAUCGACGGACUUUGAGAGAUCGCACAUCCACGACGCCAUUAACCUGCGCGCGCCUAUGAGCUUCAUCGAGCACACCUCGCUCGAGAUGAUCGAGGACACAUUCAUGGAUGACCAGAGUCGUCGCAGCUUCAGCAAGUGGUCCCAGUGCAAGGCGAUUGUCUUUUACGAUCGGGUCAUAGAAUUCGACUGGGAAUGCCCGGUCGCCGAGGCCUUGUAUUCCAAGUUCAAGCAAAGAGGCUGGCAGGGCCAAGGCUUUAUUCUCAAGGGCCAUUACCGGGAGUUCUCUACGUCGUUCGACAAGCACAUCAGCGGGGCAAAGAUGACCAGCGAAGCCAAGGAAUACCUUGACAGCCUCCGACAGCAGCCAACUCUCACAGAGGAGGAAUCAACGAGGCGAGAAGAAGAAUACCGCGAAUGGCUCAAUGCGUUUACAAUCCAACACCGCGUGCCGACCGUCGACCUCAUCCCUGCCCGGAAGCUUGAGCGGAUACGAGCUGUAGAGCAGCACCAGAAGGAGCUUGAGGUAGAAUUUGAAGCGCGGUUUCCAGCGUUGUAUAAGAAGGCACAAACCAUGCGUCCUUACCUGACCUUUGAGGAAUCGCCAUCGCCGCCUCCCCGGUCACCCCCUCCCCCUUUCCCCAGUGAUUCACGGUCAUCUCAGCGCUUCAAGGACGUUGACUGGGCUGGAGCUGGGAAAGAAGACGACGACGGCGACUUCGAUCUGAAGAAGGGGCCGUUGGUUGGCCCGCUUGCAAGCGGGUUGGAGAAGAUGCUCGAGGCCGGCAAGUUAUCGCGUUCGGCUUCCGGAACUCCUUCCCCCGGCUAUCGUGAAGACUACCCCGAAAAGGCAAGGAAAGACAUGUACGCCGAUGAUUACGAGAAUGACUACGACGAGAUUGAUCCGAAAGGUGAGGGGUUGAGGAAUGACCCUGGCUUUCAGAGGGCUGGGGCUGUGGGCUCUGAGGAGUCUAGGCCCGGGAGUGGGCUGAAAGUUCACGAGAGGGCCGGAGUCGAGGACACGUUGAAGAAAGCGGCGAAGAAGAGGCCGCAGAUCUGGGAGCGAUGGAGAAGCGGUGGGGGCAAAUGAAGUGCAACAUGAUUAUCCGGACGGUGAAGUUCUUGGAUCUUGAAUAAUUUCUGUUGCCGAGGACGGCAUGUGCGAUACCAGAAAGGAGUUUAGGGGGUUCAUUUUCGACGACGCGGAAUUUUCUGUUGGUGCAAUACCCAGCCGUCGCCUUGCAUAUCUAGCGAGCAUAUAUCUUGAAAGUCGAAGCAAUAUUCUGCACAUCCG